AUGACAAUCUUUUUCAACGGCAUUCAAUCGAAUCAAAAUCUCAUUGACGUUAACGUUCCCUUGAUCUGCAUGAACGCCAACAAGGCCUUUGAAGAAUUAUGCUACUGGUGUCGAGUCGGAGAUGUACAGAAUGUUGAUAGGUUAAUAUCUACAGGAGUAAAUCUCAACGGUGUUGAUGAGUUUGAUAACUCCCCCCUCUUUUUGGCCAGCCUAUGUGGUCACGAAGCAUUAGUAAGAUUAUUAUUGAAGAGAGGGGCGGUGUGCGACAGAGAUAGGUAUGAAGGUGCUCGCUGUAUCUAUGGUGCUUUGACAGACUCCAUUAGGAAUAUUUUAUUAAAAUACGACAUUUCUAAAGCAGUCGACGUCAAGCAACCUUUCGCAACACAUAUUUCAAAUCAGCUGAAGGAUAACAACAUAAAGAGCCAUGACAUUGAAUUUCGGUUUCAAAAUCUAUCAUGUUUUAAGCUCCACAAGUUUCUUAUAGCAGCCAGAAGCCCUUAUUUCAAGCAAAAGCUCUUGGGUGCUUGGAAAAAUCGUGUUGUGAUUGAAAUGCCAUUAAAAACCUCUUCAUCAGCAUUCGAGGCCAUAUCAAAAUUUCUUUAUUUGGUACCAGUGUUGCAUGAAAUAAACUCUUCUGAUUAUGAUACAUUAAAACUUUUCUGCAGAAAACUAAACCUCCUAGAACUGCUAGAGUGUUUGGAAAAGAUCCACCAUGUAAUGGAUGCAUCAGAAAGAUCAAGACUUAUAGCAGAAUACCAGUUCAAGUUCACUGAGAGCGCACGGGAGGAUUUAACUAGCUUUCUCCACGAAGAAAUCAUUUGCCAGAAAAAAUCGAUUAGAUGCGAAAGUGGAGUACUCAAAACAUUGAGGAUUCCUUCGCCUACUUCUUCGUUUGCCGACGUGUACGUUCAGGUGAAAUGUGAUCCCGAGGCCGAAAAAAGUUGGGUCUAUCCAUGCCAUAGGUCAAUUUUAGCGAGAUGUGAGUAUUUCAAAAUUAUGUUCUCUUCUCGAUUUUGGGAGACUACCUAUUAUGAUCAGGAGGCGAAUCAAAAUUUGGCUUCUCUCCCGAUUAUCACAUUACCGACUUCUAACACAGAGGUCGCAGAAAUUAUAUUGUCUUACUUAUACUAUGACAGAACAGAAAUUCCGUGGAAUUUGUCAAUUGGGGUCUUACAAGCGGCCGAUGCAUUAUUGAAUGACCGUUUAAAGACAAUGGCAGCAAUAUCGAUAACCCAAUCAAGAGAACUUUUAAACCACAUCUCUAUAUUUAAGAUACUCGAGAUUGCAUGGGAAACAAGAAUGGAGAGGCUAGAACACUAUGUAGCUGAAAUCAUUGCUAACAAGCUUGAUUAUUAUUCAAUGGAAAGUGACUUUAAAAAAGCCGUGAUCUCAAGUUCGAAGAGAAUUCAGGAUCGUGAAGAAACUGACACCAUCGAGCUCAUAGAUGAUAUUAGGUACUAUCUAUUGAAGAAGCACAAUUUGGAUACUGAAGACAUUGAAAUUUUAGAAAUAGAAACUGAUAUUGAAUUUUUGAAAAACUCCGGAAUAAUAGCAUACAAGGAAGAUCUGAAGUUGAUCGAUAAUUUGCUUGCGACUUUAGGUCUGGAAGCAUAA
Lachancea fermentati is the source of this 1614-nucleotide messenger RNA. Lineage: Eukaryota; Fungi; Ascomycota; Saccharomycetes; Saccharomycetales; Saccharomycetaceae. The record is from the annotation of a GenBank genome assembly.